GCAUCUGGGAUGGCAUGAGGGUGAGUAAAUUAUGACAGUUUUUUCAUUUUUGGGUGAACCCCAGCAUUUAUUAAUCUUGGGCAGUGUUAAUUUAUAAAAAUACAGUGUUCAUUGUUCAAAUGUAUUAGUAGGAUAUGUGUUAAAAUUAACAUUAAUGCUGUAGAAGUAGACUAUUCAUUAUUCGUUCUUGUUAACUAAUGUAAUUAACUAUGUUAAUGAAUACAACCUUAUUGUGAAGCGUUACCAAAAACAUGUAUGCAACAAACUGAUUUGACCACUCGAAUCCAUUGAAAAGAACAAUUACACAAAGCUUACUGUGUAACCGGUGUUGGGUAAAUUACCCCAAAAUAAGUAAUCCUCUACAAAUUACUUACUGUAAAAUUAUAAUCAGGUUACUAAUAAUUACUUAAAUGAAAAUGUAAUCAAAUGAUUAAUUACUUUACUUUUAAGUUACUUUCUAAAAAACUUCUCACAAACAGUUUUUGGUUUUUCCGUUCAACAAAUUCAAAAUAAUAUCUAUUUUCUCCUUGUUCAUUGUUGCACACCCUUCAGUUGUCACAGAAACGUAAACAGACGUACAUAUGAAUUCGCAUUUUAAUUGUAUUACACAUCAUAUUUUUUUAGAUAUAUUUAUAACACCAAAUGUACUUAAAUGUAAUUAUUUGAAAGUCAAUAACUGUAAUCUGAUUACAAGAAUUUAAAAUGUAAUUCGUUACACUACUUUUUGGGCCUAAAAGUAGUUAGAUUACAGUAACUAAUUGCUUUGUAAUCCAGUUACACCCAGCACUGUGUAACAAAUGAAAUUUCGCACACUCUUGACUCCCCUAUAAUCUUCUAUAUAAUUAAUAACCUGGUUAAAAAUAACCUGGCACUUGCAGGGGUGUUUUCUGAAAUAAAGGCCGAUGGGAUGAGAGAAUUUUUCUCGGACCGAGCAACCUGGUUUUCUCUCUGUUUAGCCGCCUCCCAUCAUCAUGACAUCAACACUGCGGAGCGGAGAGACCCGCCGCACAGACUCUGCAGAACGCCAGUGCGCAAAGAGGAUUGUGUGGUAUUGGUGAGUAAUUGGUGAACUGCGGGAUGUCGCUGUACGCGUCUCAGAUUAAAGCGUUUAAGAGGGCAGAGCCGAAGACGCUUGGCGCUGUUGAGAUCAUAAUUGGAGUGUUGACUGUCAUUUUGAGCACAAUUGUGUAUAAGCUACACUAUCAUAUCCAGCGUGAAAUUAUCAUACUCAUCAUCAAUGGUGCACAGCUUGUCAUAACCGGCAUUGUCCUGGUGCACACUGGGAGGAAGCCUUCUAAAUAUCUGGUGCUGACAACCAUUGUUCUGCAAUUACUAACAGCAGCAUUUGAUAUUGUUGGAUUUGGGCUCAUGGCCAGACACAUCCCAUUCAGGGGCGAGUCGUACUACUACAGAGACACGGAGUGGUGUUGUGACCCACUUCACUCUGUUUGGGCUUGCUGUGGAGAAGGAGAGAGAGGGGGACAGAAAGAGUUCUUAGUGAAUGGAAUCUUGGGGACACUGAUCGGUUUCCUGGUGCUAGCAUGUAUCAUUGGUUUGGUUGUGUCUCUCUUUGGAGUUUACUCCCUUUCUGUUAGUGCCAUUAAGGAGAUGACACCCAUCCCUCACUCUACAACAAACCAACAUUAUGGUGUUGCCAUUCAGAACCAGAAUUCAAUCCAUGCUGGAAACUGACAGAAUAAGAGAUGAUAAAAGCAGAAGGGCGCAGUUUUAGCACAGUUUUACACCAAAUGCAAAAGAGGACUGUUUCACCUACAAACAACCACUCACAGGUAAACAACAACAACAACAACUACACACACACGCAAAAAAAAAAAAAAAAAAAAUACUUUUGUGAAAUUGUAAAUAUUUUUUGGAAUUAAAAUGGAAAUGUCGUUUUUGCUUGGCUGUUGCUCUCACAGGCUUUAGGACCGCUGUACUUUUGAAUGCUCAACAUAGUAGUUGUUUGAACCUCAAUCGUUUUUCUCUAAUAACCUUAAGCUUCUUAGCAUGAAAUGCUAAUCAAAUGUCUACCCAGAAUCAUUGACCAGAAUCGAUGUAUGUUAGAGGAGGAAAUGUGUUUGUCUUCCUGAGAAUAUGUAUAAUUCUGCAUUAGGUACAUUAAGUACUGACCAGAAGAAAAAAAAAAGUAUUAACAUGAAUAUAAACGGUAAGAAGGUUAUGUAAUUCCCUCUUGUUUUUGUACCUUGCAUUUGGUGCCAUCUUUCGCAUGAAUCUUUAUAUCGAUAUGUUUGUUUCAGCCACAUGAGGACAUGCAGGGCGACAUUUAUCAAGUUUCUAUUUCUUAAUGCAAAUCUGACAUCAUAAUCUAAAAAUGAAAGCUUUAUUUGCUUAUAUAAAGUAAAUAAUAAAAGAUUUAAACAAAAAUAAAAGGCUUGAUAAAUGUGGCCCAUGUUCAGUGAAAUCCCUCUAGAGCCGAGUAGUCUGAAUUUCAACACCAGUUAAAAACUAAACAGCAUUGCUAGACUUUUUUGUCAUCUCGUUUUAUCCGUACUGAUUCUUCAGGAAAGCUAUGAUGACUGCCAACUUUGUAAGUGCCACCACCUGUGACCAAAAUCAUGGACACCCUAAUGACUAAAGGUCAGAGGUUGAACCCUCAGCCAAGGGCUCGACAUUGAUGAUAUAAAAUCCUUUUGUGGAAGCAUGUGUUGUUCAUUCUGUGUCAGUAGAUCUCUGUCUUUCGACAGCAUGUGAGAUUUACAUUGUGCCUGUUGUCAGUGACCUCUUGACCUGUAGUAACAUGAAAAGUAGUAUGUAGCAACAUGGCUGUGUUUAUGUUUGUAUGUGACUCAACAAUAUUUCAAAUAAACUUGAUUUAAU
Molecule: messenger RNA, 2838 nt
Organism: Myxocyprinus asiaticus (Chinese sucker)
Lineage: Eukaryota; Metazoa; Chordata; Actinopteri; Cypriniformes; Catostomidae
Exons: 8
Coding region: 1078-1692 (204 amino acids)
Cellular component (GO): membrane
Source: RefSeq, a predicted model, not a curated record